AUGCCCAUCCUCCAGCGCCUGCAACAGGCCACCAAGAUGAUGAGCCGCAGGAAAAUCCUGCUGCUGGUGCUGGGGUGCAGCACCGUGAGCCUCCUCAUCCACCAGGGCGCACAGCUCAGCUGGUACCCCAGGCUGUUCCCCCUGAGCUGCCCGCCCCUGCAGGACUCGCCGCCGCGCCCCAAGCACCUGACCGUGGCCUUCCUGAAGACGCACAAGACGGCGGGCACGACGGUGCAGAACAUCCUGUUCCGCUUCGCCGAGCGCCACAACCUGACGGUGGCGCUGCCGCACCCGCGCUGCGAGCACCAGUUCUGCUACCCGCGCAACUUCUCGGCGCGCUUCGUGCACCCGGCCACGCGGCCGCCGCACGUGCUGGCCAGCCACCUGCGCUUCGACCGCGCCGAGCUCGAGGGCCUCAUGCCGCCGGGCACCGUGUACGUCACCAUCCUGCGCGAGCCCGCCGCCAUGUUCGAGUCCCUGUUCACCUACUACAACCAGUACUGCCCGGCCUUCCGGCGCGUGCCCAACGCGUCGCUCGAGGCCUUCCUGCGCGCGCCCGAGGCCUACUACCGCGCGGGCGAGCACUUCGCCAUGUUCGCGCACAACACGCUGGCCUACGACCUGGGCGGCGACCCCGAGCGCAGCCCGCGCGCCGACCCCGCCUACCUGGCGGGCCUCAUCCGCCGCGUGGAGGAGGUCUUCUCGCUCGUCAUGAUCGCCGAGUACUUCGACGAGUCGCUCGUGCUGCUGCGGCGCCUGCUGGCCUGGGACCUGGACGACGUGCUCUACGCCAAGCUCAACGCGCGCGCCGCGGGCUCGCGCCUGGCCGCCGUCCCCGAGGCGCUGGCGCGGGCGGCGCGCGCCUGGAACGCGCUGGACGCCGCGCUGUACGCGCACUUCAACGCCAGCUUCUGGCGCCGCGUGGCGCGCGCCGGCCGCGCGUGCGUGGAGCGCGAGGCGCGCGAGCUGCGCGCGGCCCGCGAGCGCCUGCUGCGCCGCUGCUUCGGCGACGAGCCCGCGCUGCGGCCGGCCGCGCAGAUCCGCACCAAGCAGCUGCAGCCCUGGCAGCCCAGCCGCAAGGUGGACAUCAUGGGCUACGACCUGCCCGGCGGCAGCGGCGCCGGCCCGGCCAGCGAGGCCUGCCUCAAGCUGGCCAUGCCCGAGGUGCAGUACUCCAGCUACCUGCUGCGCAAGCAGAAGCGCCGGCUGGCCGCGCGGCCCCGGCCCGAGCCCGUCCUGGACCACCCGCCGCCGCCGCCGCCGAGGCCCAUCCGGGCGCUGCCCCGCGGCCCGCAAGGCCCCUGA
Molecule: messenger RNA, 1305 nt
Organism: Pipistrellus nathusii (Nathusius's pipistrelle)
Lineage: Eukaryota; Metazoa; Chordata; Mammalia; Chiroptera; Vespertilionidae
Source: the annotation of a GenBank genome assembly